AUGGAUUAUAAAAAGGAUGCUAUACCUGCGGGUAUUCCUAUUGACUUCAUAUAUAUGCAUCACGAUAUUGAAAAGAUAAUGAAUCUCUUCAAAGAUGAACGAUUUACUAUUAGGGAAGAUGCAGUCAACGCCAUGUAUGUACAGUGUAUCCAACACAUAUUAAAUAUAGUAAGAGAUUCUAAGGGCAGGAUGGGAUCUCACAAUUUACUAACUUCAAAACACGUGCUGGAAUCCAAGUAUGUAAAUCCAAGGAUACAAGCUAAGUGCAUCAGUGCCAUUGAUAAUAUGCGAAAGAUAUUUCCGUUGUUGUCAGUUUAUGACGACACCCCUUAUUUGCAAAACAAAUGA
Babesia microti strain RI is the source of this 348-nucleotide messenger RNA. RefSeq lists its product as hypothetical. Lineage: Eukaryota; Apicomplexa; Aconoidasida; Piroplasmida; Babesiidae. The record is from RefSeq and is a predicted model, not a curated record. The transcript has 3 exons. The coding region runs from base 1 to 348 and encodes 115 amino acids.